Centruroides sculpturatus (bark scorpion) is the source of this 7313-nucleotide messenger RNA. RefSeq lists its product as uncharacterized. The transcript has a single exon. Gene Ontology annotation, molecular function: nucleic acid binding; zinc ion binding. The record is from RefSeq and is a predicted model, not a curated record. The coding region runs from base 5767 to 6978 and encodes 403 amino acids. Lineage: Eukaryota; Metazoa; Arthropoda; Arachnida; Scorpiones; Buthidae.
AUAAUGUUUUCUGUUAUCUUAUAUAUAAGUUAAAUAAUAUUGCUGAUUUUUUUAUUGUUUUCAUUACAUAAAAGUAUAGUCAGUUUUCUACUCAAACAUCAGAAUUCAGAUUCAUAAUAUAAGAUAUCACUCCAUGUUUCACUGUGGCGGUACGCCAUGUCUUUGUAAAUAGGGGUAGAUAUAAGUUUUAUUUUUCCUAAAUUCCUUUGUCUUUAACGUGUUUCUAGAACUUUCUAACCUAUUUUUUUUUAUGGGUGGGGGACCUUUGUCCAAGGACAAAGGGAGAAGACAAAGAGGACAUUAAGAAGCCCUGAGGCCAUCAGGAAAACGAACAAGACACUUUUGGGGUCAGCGUCUGAGGUGUGCAGACGUAGGAAAGAGCAAGCUAGAGGUUUGUCGCCUAGUGGGACAAAAAGAGAAGGCUUGGAAGUGGUCUGCGAACGGAUGGAAAUUAGAAGGACACCCAGAUUAAGACUUCAAAAACGCAUUCGAAAUCUCAAGAGACAGAAAUGAGAGGAAGGAAAUUGAUUCAAGUACCGAUAUAGAGAAGAUUGGAGACUGCCAAAUUUACCCGGGUACCCACAAAAUCUGUCCUUUAUACUUGUCUCUUCUCUUCAUAUUUCUUAAUUUCUUCACCCGUCUUCCUUAGCAUAUAAGUUAGAUUAAGGUAGAUUUAAGUUAGUUGUAGUAUCUCAAACCAUAAUUUUUAUUGUCGCGAGCAUGUGUCUUCUGCUUGUGAAAACAUAGAAUUUUGUCGGACGGAUUUGAACUUGUGCGCAUACUAUAGUUUGGGAUCAAGUGUGUUUAGUGUAAAUGAACCAGGUGUACGAAGGACUACGUAGCUGUAGUUAAAUAAAUAUCCUGUUUAAUUUAUAGUUGCUUCUUUGUCAUUUUUUUUUUGUUUUCCACACCACCACAUCACAUUACAAAAUAGAAGUGGGUCUAAAAUUGUUUUAAAUGUAAAUGAAAGAUUUACCUGCAGUUGUAGUCUUUUGUUUUCUAACUAAAGUUUUUCAUUUAGUUUAUCUGAAGUAUUUCAUCACUUUCUUCAGCUGUUUUUUCUGUCACGGGAAGGUUGACGGAAGACUCCACUAGAGCUAUAUAAAAAUAUAAGUCAAAACAUGUUAAAAUAAUUGUUUCGUACUAUAUAACAUUUAUUGCAAAAAUAGACAGAAUUGAACAUACAAGAUUUUGAUAACAGCCAAUUUAUAAAACGCAGAGAAUACUCAAACAAAACAGUCAUCUUUAUUUCAGAUGAAAAAAAGAACUAGUUCAGCAAUUAAAUAAUCUUAUUAUUGGUUUUUCUUUUUUCAGGAAGUUUUCUUUUCCUAAUAGGCCUCCUUAUCAUAAUAGGUUUACGAGGUUGGGCAAAUUGAAAAUUGUGGGAACCGUAUUUCAUUUUACCAGCUCCCUUCGGUCAGCUCUUUUCAGUUCAAACUGCGAUUCUUUGAAAUGAAGCUGAACAACAAAUAAUUUAAUGCUAGCUCACGUAUAUUUCUUAAAGACAGUAACUAAAGAAAAAUACGUGAUAUACUCUAACAUCACACAGUUUAGAAUGUUCAGUUGGCUGCCACUUAUUUCGUCUGCAGUUCUGCACCCAUUUUGCUCUCCUCUGCUUAUCUGCAGGAAAUCUAAAGAAUCGAAUGUCGGUAGACUUACUUUUACAAUUAGGUGCUAUACAAUAACCCAUUGCUUAAUGUUUUGAGUACGUAUAUACGUAAUAAUAGGUCGACUCACACAGGAACCAUGUGCGGUGAGCUCUAUCGAUUAGUCUAAAAAGGCCGCUGCUGCAUAGAAUCACGGGAGCUUAUCCUGACCUUAUACAGACCUUGGGGAGAGCAGGGCAGAGUUAGUUCAAUUUGUUUAUGCCAUGAGCAAAUUUUGCAAGGGCCUUGUAAAUACUUUUAUUAUCCACAAGGGUCCUGCUGCCGCAAGGCCAUUGAUAGUUUUCAUUCUGAAUGGGCCUGAUUUUGCAGUCAAACAGUUGUCUCUCAAUGAAACUUUUUGUUUCCCUUAGACCAGAGGUGUCCAAAUUUUUUGACGCAAGGGCCAGAUUGGGAAUUAAAUACAUUUGCAGCAGGCCAUGUUACUAUGUGAAUUAAAAAGUCUCAUUAUGACUAAGGCAGCAUUAAAUUUUAUUUUUUACAGUUAAUUACAGAUACACCAAUACUAAACAAGCAUGGCUAAAUUAUACAUAAUUAGAAAAUUAUUUCAUGCAACUUUUAAUUGGAAUGAUGAAACUGUGUUUUUUGCUUAAGAAUUUCUUUCAAGUUGGGAUUAAAGUCUGAAACACCAAUUAUAAGCAAUGAUUGCAAAUGAUCAUCUGAUAAAUUUGUCCUGUACUUAGAUUUCAGUUACUUCAUACUGGAAAAAGUUUGUUCGCACAUAUAGGUAGUCCCAAACAUAGAAAUAAAUUUUCAAGCAAAUUGCUUUAAAUUUGGAAACUCUUUUUCAUUCAAAAAUUUGUAAAAAUCGACCAAGUUUCCUUCCUUGUAUUUAUCCUUGAUUUGAUCGUUAGCUUGAAGAUCAAUAAUUUCCAUUUGAAACUGACUUGAAACGUCUGCAACAUUGCAGUCAAAUGAAUUUUGAAACAGCCGAAUUUCCUUUGAAUUCCUGUCAAGAUCAGAAAAUCGCUUUUGAAAUUCUUGUUUUAAAUCGCAAUGACUUUUAUUGCAAAUGUGGUUGGAAAUUGUUCAUCGAUUUCUGUAUUUAAUUCUUCACAGCACGGGAAAUGGGUAAAAUUACAUUCAUCUAUCUGACUUUCGAGCAGUACCAGCUUUGCCCUGAAUGCUUUGAUUUGUGCGAAUAAAUCACAAAUUAAGUUGUUUUUACCUUGGAGCUUUAAGUUCAAGUUAUUUACUCGCGUCACAACAUCUGCAAAAACGCCAACUUCCAGAGCCACUCAGCAUUUGAUAAAAGUGGUUCAGGGUGAUUUUUCUCCGCAAGAAAUAAAUUAAUUUCAUAUCUAAGCUUAAAGAACUGUAAUAGCACUUUUCCACAGCUAAGCCAUCGAACUGCGGUAUAAUACGACAAGUCAACAGUCUCGGAUUCAAUUUGUUCGAGAAAAGAUCGAAAUUGGCGAUGAUUGGGUGCAUGUGAUUGAAUAAAAUUUACGACAGAAACAACUGGUUUUAAAACGUAGCUCAUAUUGACAUGUUUCACACAUAGUGCUUGUUGAUGGAUAAUACAGUGCAGAAAAAUUGGUGCUGAUGCUCCUGCACCUUCACAAGCUUUUCUAAUUUGUCCAACCACACCGUUCUUUGCACCAGAAAUGUUUCUUCCUCCAUCAAUUGUUACACCUCGGAGUCGAUUCCAGUUCAAGUUAUACUUUGUCAACGUUUUUUGUACUUCUUUGAAGAUAUCUUCUCCAAUUGUAGUGCUGUGCAUGCUGUUAACGGAGGCUAAUUCUUGUGUGACAUUCAGUUCGUCGUCAACUCCACGAACAGAACUAAAAGUUGUGAGGUGUCACUAACAUCAGUUGAUUCAUCCAUCGCGAGAGAAUACCGAGUGAAACGCUGUACUUUACCAGUAAUCUGGUGAAGAAUAUUGUUUCCAAUAUCGUCAAUUCGACGAGCAACAGUGUUACAGGACAGACUGAUCAUUUUGAAAAGUUGCAACUUUUUUGGGCACAACUCACCAACAGCUUCCAUCAUACACUCUUUUUAACGAUGUUACCAUCCAUAAAGGGUUUUCCUUAUUUCGCCAACAAAUAAGCAACUUUCAAGCUAACUAAGGUCAAUGAUUCAUUUUCUGAGUUUGCCUUCCUAAAUAAAUUUUGCUGAGUACACAAACUACGACUCAUUGUUUCAAAUUUUUCAGUACGCUGCUUGUCCUUAAAUUGUGAGUAUGUUGAAGCAUGUUUUGUUUCAUAAUGUCGACGUAAAUUAUAUUCCUUCAUUACAACAACAGUGUCAUUGCAAAUUACAGAAACAGCUUUGCCAGUAGGUGGAGUAGAACCUGCAGUGGAGCAGGAGGAUUGAUCUCUGGCGGCAGUAGGUGAGGUGACGGUUCGACUUCGGUUUCUCCUGUUGUAGGUCUUCCUUGGUCUGAGAGGGAUCCGCAUCACCUGUCGAUCAGCCGGAGGAGGAGGAGGAGGUGGUGAGCAAGCCUCGAUGGUGGCACGGCAUGAUUCAGCUGUACGCUGGUGUGCCUUUAGGGAUUUGAGCUUAUCCAUGAUGAUACCGCAGGCACGGCACUCAAAAUGCAGGUUAGUGUUAUGUUCACGUUUGAGGUGCCUAACCAACCCAGUGUGAUCGAUGUAGUCACGUGGAAUUGGUAGGCAAAGUUGGCAACCGUGCGGCGGUUGGAGUGGCACAAGGACCGUGGUGGUUGGCAUUGCAGACCAAAUGUGUAGUGAAAUAAGUAGGAAAGGCCGGAAACGCCCUCUGGGGUGCAACGCAGCCGACCAAGGAGGGGCGGGAAGAGGAAGAAAGUAGCGUAUAGGUGACUAUACGCUAAUGAAAGGAUGCUCACGCUGAGCACCGAAUAGCUACCAGGAUUGGCGCGGAUAGGAAAGUGUUGCCAGUCAAGCAAUACACAUUUGAUCUUAGCCAUAGACUGUUGCUUUUAAUUAAAGUUUACCGGUGUUACCACUGGCGAAGCUAGCUUGGCCGUCCUACCAUUGGAGGCACUUGAUGAUGGUGGAGUGGGGGACUGAUACGAAAGCAUUUGCCAGGUCUAACCAGGCGACGUGGCACUCUUUGUUCCUUCGCCUAGCAUCCUGGAUCACAGACUGGAGCAUAAAAGUAUGCUCUGAGCAUCCGUCAACCUCAUAAAAGCCUUCUGCGCGGUGGAAAUGGUGUUAUUCUGCUCGCACCAACGCAGGAGGCGGUUGGUGAUGCAGGCAGAGUAUAACUUCCCAAGCGUAUUAGCUAGUGCAAUGGGUCUCCAGUUGUUGGCUUUGCUUCGUUCACCCUUCUUGUAGAUGAGUAUAGUGGUGGAUGUCCUCCAGUUGUUGGGGAUCACUCCAAUGCGUUGGACAGCAUUGAAGAGUGCUGCCAGGAUGUGGCCCUGCGGGUGGAGGCGACGCAGAUGUAGUACCAGACACCGUCAGGGCCGGGAGCCAUAUUAUGGCAUUUGGCAAGCUUGUCGACGACUUCUUCAGGGGUAAAGAUGGUGUUGAGUGGAUCGUCAGUUGUUGGCCUCAACGGUGCGGGAGCUGGUCAUCUGGCGGCAUUGUGUUGGUGCAGCGGCUAUAUACUUUAGAGAAAUGUUCAGUUAGUGCUGCCUUACCUAUUUGGCAGAAGUGCUCUGUGCCUUGGGUGAUCUCUCCAAAGGCUUUACUCUUGUUCACUCUGUAGAGGCGUUGCCCCUCGAUAUGGGUUCCUGUCUGUGGUGAGGGGACCUCCCAGAGAUGGUUUAGUAACUCUUCUUUACCAUCCCUGGGAUCUGAACGCCCACCCACGUGUUUGCCGUGCGUGGAGUCCCGUAUGCCGGAAAGGGGGAUCCUGGUAGUUGAGGGGCAACAUAGCGUCCCCAACACACUGCUUCGGCCCCUGCUUCGGAUAAACGGGAGGCUCAAAUCAGGCUCCGUUUGAGUCAAUCGGCUCGUCGUUGAGUCAUUCUUGACCUUGGCUUGGAGUCAACCGAUCGAUGCAGAUCGGGCGGACAUGUCAGUCUAGAUGUGCUCUUCUUGACUGCAUGGUGAGGGUAUAGCUCCUGGGAAACCCUGGUGUGACGGUCUAUUGAAGUACUCCAUGUGACAGCAUCCCCUUGUUAUGCCCCAUGGUGGGUGGGGUCACUAGGAGCUGAAUUCUUUCCCUAAUUAUGGAUUCAAAAAAUUCAAAAAGUUCUUGUGCACCAACAACAAAAACAAACAAAAAAAUCUCCACUAAUCCAGCGUACUUAGUAGUGCACGCAACCGGAGAAAAACCCUCGGCUAAAGCUUCUCCUUUCUUGAUUCAAAAAUUGUUUGAAUCGACCAUUGGACAGUUGAAAAAAAUACAAAAAUUAAGAUCUGGAGAUUUACUGGUGGAAACAGCUUCCCCACAACAAUCGGCAAAACUUCUGGAAACAAAGACCCUAGGAGAAAUGGAAGUCACUGUCACCCCACAUGUGAGCCUAAACUCAUCACGUGGGGUAAUAUCUGAGAUCGAUCUGAUAUCUGAAGAUGAAUCAGAUAUUCAGAUUGGCCUUUCAGACCAAGGUGUCACUGCUGUCCGACGCAUUUCCAUUCGUCGAGAUGGCAAGUUGAUUCCCACCAAACACCUUAUUUUGACAUUUAAUAAACCGACUUUGCCAUCUGUUAUUACAGCAGGUUAUCUGCGCUGCCCAGUUCGCCCAUAUGUUCCAAAUCCGCUGCGUUGCUUUAAAUGCCAGCGAUUUGGACAUUCACAAACAUCGUGCCGAGGGAAAAGCAUAUGCGCACAGUGCGGAACUGAAGGUCACGAGAGUACUGAGUGUACCACUACUCCGUGCUGUGUGAAUUGCAAAGAUGCCCAUCCUGCCUACUCUCGAAAAUGCCUAGCAUGGCAGAGAGAGAAAGAAAUCCAGCGAGUAAAAACCAUUAACAACAUACCAUACCCGGAGGCUCGGCGAAUGGUCACUCAAAGCACAGUAGUGAAACAGAAAACAUUUGCUUCUGUGUUGAAAUCCACAAUGUCAUGUGGGGUUCAAACUGAUAUCUCUGUCUCCCCAAGCGAAUCUCUUACUCGCCAUGCGAAAUGUUUAAUACUCCCGUCUACACAAACACCAGAAAAGGAGAUCACAAAAGGAAAAACACCCCUGCCUAAAACAGGGGUAAUUACAAGAAACCUGGGUUCUAAAAAGGCUAAUAAGAACCCACUAAACAAACAGAGAGUGAAAGCAGCUCUCUCUAAAUCUAAAAAAUCAGAGGCUCAGUCCAUGAGUGAGUUCUCUGAUAUCUCUGAUGAAGAGAAUAAUAUGGAGGUAACCCAACCAACGUCACCUCCAAAAGGAAAAUCAUCAGUUAAACUGAAGAGGGACACUUUUUCUAAGAAUGCUGCCUCAAACACAUAAUGGAUUAUAAAAUAAUCCAAUGGAACUGUCGUGGUUUUCGCAACAACUUCUCUGACAUUAAACACUUGACAUCAUCUACCUCAUCUCUCUGCGUGGCACUCCAGGAGACUCAUCUGAAACCUAGAGAGGGAAUUACUUUAAAAGGAUUUGAUCUCUACCGCAAGGAUGAUGAUAGCCACAACCAUGCCAGUGGAGGUGUGGCUAUUUUGGUUUCCAAUCACAUCCCAUCCUUGCCAGUACAAAUAACCACUGAUUUGCAAGCUGUGGCAGCCAGAAUAUCUAUUGGAGUAACUGUCACAGUUUGUUCUAUAUACUUGCCACCAGAUGUCAGAGUC